AUUGAGGAACAUCUGCCCAAUUGACGGGCUACCUGUGUCGAAUUGUGCAGACUUUCGUUUCGCUCUGUGCAGUGGACUUUUGCGAAACAAAGCGACACUACUACUGUAGCUAUUGGAAAUGGAUCUGGUUUUGAAUUUUGUAGACUACCACUUCUUUACUCCAUAUGUUUACCCAUCAAGCUGGAGUGAAGAUGACAUGUUUCGACAAAUUCUUACUCUUCUUCUUCUAGCAAACAUCGGUGGAGUUAUCUUGUAUUUGGCAACUGCAUCGUUCAGCUUCUUCUUCGUAUUUGAUCGACGUCUUCUUCAACAUCCGCAAAUAUUGGAGAACCAAAUCUAUCUUGAGAUAAUGGUUGCCUUAAAGAGUAUUCCCUUCAUGAGUUUACCGACUGUGGCUCUUUUUAUGGUUGAAGUUCGCGGAUACAGUCGUCUUCACUACAUAAGCGUGUCGGAAAUUGGUUUAUGGAGGUACAUCUUUGACUUGCUCUUCAGUACUGUUUGCGUUUUGCUAUUUACCGAUUGUUUGAUAUACUGGAUUCACCGAGGGCUUCAUCAUCGAUUGGUUUAUAAGUACUUACACAAGGUUCACCAUAAGUGGAAGGUUCCAACUCCUUUUGCAAGCCAUGCAUUUCAUCCCGUUGAUGGAUUCCUGCAGUCCUUCCCAUAUCACAUCUAUCCAUUCAUUUUCCCACUGAACAAAAUUGUUUACCUUGUACUGUUUUUGUUUGUCAAUUUCUGGACUGUGUCUAUUCAUGAUGGGGAUUACAGAGUUCCUGAUAUUUUCAAGCCAUUUGUGAAUGGAUCAGCUCACCAUACAGAUCACCAUACAUUCUUUGACUACAACUAUGGACAAUUCUUUACAUUGUGGGAUAGGAUCGGAGGCUCCUUUCGUUCACCAACUGCAUUUGAGGGCAAAGCUCCUAUUGAUUAUGUUGUCCGCAAUGCUCCAUCCAAGAAUAAAGCUAGUUAAAUURUCCUACCAUAACAUUAAUGUUCAUUGAUUUUUUUUUUUUUAUUUCUAAAUAUGCUACUGAAUUCCAAAGCUGGUAAACUAAGUUUAAGAAGAUGGUCCUCCGUUCUUUUCUGUAGUGUGAAAAUAAUGUUAAUGAAUAAUGUCUUGUGCUUGAUCAAAAUCUGUAUUACCAUGGUAACAAGACCAUUGCUUCCCAAAGGUACACWAAGUGUUCCCAGACAAAAGAUACAAAGCAAGGAAAGCAAACAAUUAUAUUUACAUUUUCUGAUAUUUUGGGGUGAAUAAGUACUCAUGAUAGACAUUGGAGGAAAGUUGUUUCUGCCUCAAUAGUAGUUAUCCAGURCAAUCAAUUACCUUACUGAGAGACAUUGAUUCCUCAGUACAAUAAUAAAAUAUGGUUUUAAUAUAUUUAUGUCAGUGUACAGCCUUUUGCACAAAUUAUGAGACAUUUUUAUAUAUAUAAAU
Messenger RNA from Exaiptasia diaphana, 1438 nucleotides. RefSeq names its product lathosterol oxidase. The record is from RefSeq and is a predicted model, not a curated record. Bases 119 to 970 code for a protein of 283 amino acids. Lineage: Eukaryota; Metazoa; Cnidaria; Anthozoa; Actiniaria; Aiptasiidae. Gene Ontology annotation, molecular function: iron ion binding; oxidoreductase activity. The transcript has a single exon.